CUUUGCCACACACCAUCUGUCAAACGUGUGCGAUAGUAGCGGUGCACACUGAUACUGGUGUAACAUGUCCGAAGUGGUAAUCGCGUAGCGCAAGGUGUGUAGUUUGGUUUGGCAAAAAUUCCAUCUUUUUCAACGAUUGCGUGCCGCCAGGAGCGUACUCUGCCGCUGCAAAACAUUCUCUACCGGGCAAACCCGACAAAUUCGGCACGGACAGUAUCCAGCACCAGUGAAUAAAACCGUAACGGGCAUCCCGAAGAGCGUGAAAAGCCAGCAUUGCAGAGAAAUGGCUGGAACAAUCUCGGACAUAAAAAAGCUGGACUACGAUAUCUACAAAUAUUCGAGCUAUUCGUCGUCCUACCUGCCGGAAAAUAUCAGGGAGGACAAUCCUUCCAAUCAAACGUCUCGCUGGUCAUCGAAUACCAACACUCCGCCGCAGUAUUUGAUUCUGAAGCUGGAACGGCCCGCGAUCGUGACGAAGAUCAAGUUCGGAAAGUAUGAAAAAACGCAUGUCUGCAAUCUGCGCAAAUUCAAAAUUCUCGGCGGACUGGAGGAGGAACGUAUGGUGUUAUUGUUUGAAGGUGGGCUGCGCAAUGAUUGUGUGCCGGAAACAUUCAACCUAAAGCAUCGCACAAACUCCGGCGAACUGUUGCCGAUCAAGUUCAUCCAGAUCGUACCACUGUUGUCAUGGGGUCCAAGUUUCAACUUUUGCAUCUGGUACGUGGAGCUGCUCGGGAUUGAAGAUUCCAUGUUUAUACUGUCAAAUCUGCGCAAAUAUAACAUGCUGCGCGAGGUGGAGAUUGUACGACUGUUUCUGAAGCAUUGCCGGCAGCAGGGGUACGCCAAUUCGUUCAGUGCACUGCAGGAAGAGACGGGCGUAAAGUUGGAAGAUGACAAAAUGACCGAACUGCACGAGAUGCUUGUAAAUAGAGGGGAUUUUAAGAAGACUGAAGAAAUGCUGAUGGAAUUCAUUGAAAAUGGCCUAAUGGAUAACUACCUCGAGAGGCAGGAAUAUAAACCCCAGUGGAAUUUGCAGCUGACGCCGGAAAACGAACCACGGCCCGGGCGUCGGGGUGGCCAUCAGCUGAUCAUUGAUCCGCAGACUAGCACGAUCUAUCUGUACGGUGGUUGGGACGGCAAUGAGGAUCUGAGCGAUCUUUGGUCGUACGAUGUGAAGGCAAACCGGUGGACGUUGAUUCACGAGCGGUCGGAACUGUUGGACGGUCCGACACCGCGUGCCUGUCACAAGAUGGUAUACGAUACGCGAAAUUCGCAAAUUUUUAUGCUCGGCCGCUAUCUGGACAGUGCGUCCCGUACGGAGGAGAAUAUUAAUAGCGAUUUCUACCUGUACAACACCAUCACGAAGACGUGGUUUCUGAUCUGCAAUGAUACGAGCCAGGUUAGUGGGCCGCAGCUAGUGUUCGAUCAUCAGAUGUGCAUCGACGUGGACAAGCAGACGAUCUACGUGUUUGGGGGCCGUAUCUUAGAGCCGAGUUACAGAGUUUCUUUGUCGUUUAGAAAUGAGGAGGAAACGACGGGCCAGUACCGGUAUUCGGGGCUGUUUUCGUACCACAUCAGUACCAACACCUGGACGCACAUACUUGUCGAUUGUGAGCAUCCAACAGCAUCCAGCCCGUACGUGCAGAGCAUCCGAUCGAGGGUGACCCAUUCCAUGCUAUUCCAUCAUAAACAUCGUAAAUUGUACAUUUUCGGCGGUCAACGAGGAAAAGACUACAUGACAGACUUUCUCAUUUACGAUGUGAACACGAAUGAGCUUUCGAACAUGACACCGGAGAACAACAAUACGGACACGAAGAAUGUGCCACAGUCGGGCUUUACGCAACGUGCGACGAUCGAUUGUGAAAAGGAUGAGAUUUAUGUUUUAACGAGUCUUAGCAAAGAAAAGGAGCGGCGUGAUUUAAACAUCAAUUCUUUCUGGCUCUUUUCACUGACCAAGAAGGAGUGGUGCUGCGUUUACAAGAGCGAACAUUCGAAUGGGGAAAACUGUUACCAGAAGAGUCAAACCACUUGCCACGAGCCAUGUCCGCGCUAUGCGCACCAGAUCGUGUACGAUAGCACUAAUCAGGUGCACUUUCUGUUCGGCGGCAAUCCUGGCACGAACUCAAACGUCCGGUUGGAUGAUUUCUGGGUGCUGCGGUUGGAAAAACCGAACCGUGGCAACAUACUGCGCUACUGUAAAUACCUGUUGCGAAAGCAAGAGUACGAAGAGAUCACCAAAAAUGAUCCCCUUUCGGCUAUUCUGUACCUGCAAACUAAACUGUACGACAUUAUCGAUCAUAGCGAUCCGGUGCAGCUGAAGGAGUUCCACAAGCUCGCCUCGCUGCUGUUCAAAUCGGACACGGUGGACGGGGAAACCGAACCGACCAGUCUGCUAACGUGCGCGGUAAGCACUGCCGCCGCGAGUGCUCCGGUCGGUGGGGGGAACAAGCAUAAACAGCAGCGUGCCGAUGACGAUGGUCACAAGGAGGAGGAAAACCUGGCAAAGGUGAUGCGCGUUGAAUCACCCAAAAGCAUCGAAGAGGCCGACACUUCUAGCAUUAGUUCGAUGAGUAGUAGCGAUUGUUCCAACUCACAAACACAGCCACCACCGGGCACGACCGUACCGACAACCGGUGUGGAAAAGGUUGAAGGUGUUCCACCGGAAGCCGGUACGCAUACAACUGGCGUGGGUCGAGAGCUUGUUGAAGGUGGAGGAAGGCCUAGCGCGAAUUUGAACGCAACACCUUCCACGUCCCGUUCGGCUGGUGGUACAGCAUCCAUUGCACGCAACCGUGCCGUAGAUCAACAGUUUGAGAUGAAGAUACGGCGAUGUUUGCUUUUUAACAAACUGGUCGAUUUGAUGCCAGAAUCACUGUGCCAGCCGAAGAAAAACAUUAGCGACUUUGUCCUACUGUAGUAAUGCACGCAAGUCAAAACAGUCAAAACUACGCAGCAUGUGUGGUGGUGUACACACACACACACCGCAGGUGGGAAAGUGUAUGAUAGAUCGGGAGGACACUGCCAGUAUGUCUGCAUGCCCCAUUAACCAUUCUCCCGUAUUAUUGCAUCGUAAUACUGUCGAUCAUAAUGUGAUAUAAUAGUAGUCCUGCGGGUAAAACAAUAAUGAGCGACAGGGACGUAAAACAAAAAAAAAAAGCGCUGCUCUUAUAGCUUCAUGUCAUGGGCAAGGAAUGAAUAGUCACAGAUUGUUUUAAAAAAAUUUGCUUUAAAAUUUCAGUUAUGGACGAUACACGACGAUACAGAACAAAUAUUGGAGUGAUUAAGAAGAUUUGUACCUUUUGCAGAAACAUACUCGUACGCUUUAAAAAUUUUUAUUUUCCUAUUACGUUGUUAUCAAAUCGACUAUUUAUGAUAGGAAGGAUGGGUUAACACAUUAACCAACUUUACAAACUCUACCCAGCUCUCGAAAGUGUAUGGAGACGAUUUGUGCUAAUGUUCCUCAUCGUCAUUGUUCUGUUUUGUAAUAUUGCUCGAAAUCGCAAGUUAUUAUUAUUAUGACGCACGUUAUCGUUUGUUUACGUCUUGAUUUUUCUGAUUGUGUAAAAUAAAAUUGACUUGAAAAUACCAAA
Molecule: messenger RNA, 3587 nt
Organism: Anopheles funestus (African malaria mosquito)
Lineage: Eukaryota; Metazoa; Arthropoda; Insecta; Diptera; Culicidae
Gene: muskelin
Product: muskelin
Exons: 7
Coding region: 284-2914 (876 amino acids)
Cellular component (GO): cytoplasm
Molecular function (GO): protein binding
Source: RefSeq, a predicted model, not a curated record